Mixia osmundae IAM 14324 is the source of this 2870-nucleotide messenger RNA. RefSeq lists its product as uncharacterized. The record is from RefSeq and is a predicted model, not a curated record. Gene Ontology annotation, cellular component: cytoplasm. Lineage: Eukaryota; Fungi; Basidiomycota; Mixiomycetes; Mixiales; Mixiaceae. Gene Ontology annotation, molecular function: protein serine/threonine kinase activity; ATP binding. Gene Ontology annotation, biological process: peptidyl-threonine phosphorylation; protein autophosphorylation; actin cortical patch assembly. Bases 42 to 2816 code for a protein of 924 amino acids. The transcript has 8 exons.
AAACCUGAACGUCGCUCGUCAGGCCAGACGAUCUAUCGAGAAUGAGCUCUCGGUACGGCGGCGCAGCUGGUCCUGCUGCAGGCUAUCACUCGCCCGUCCAAGGACCGCUGCCCAUUCCCAGCAGCUCGCCAGCUCUGGGCAGACAGUCCUACACACCCGGAGCACCAUCACGCUACGAACCCUCUCCCCGCGCUGCGGGAGGACGAGCAUACACGCCAAGCAGCGCACUCAGCCCGCCAACACAGCAAUGGAGUCCAAAGCUACCUCAACCGCCCGUCGUCGCUCCACAGACGGCCGGACUCGUCAAGGGUGUGCUCCAACCACAGAGUACGAUACAGAUUGGAAAGCAUGCUGUGACUGUGGAGAGGAAGAUUGGCGAGGGUGGAUUCGCGUUUGUCUAUCUCGUUCGAUCGGCCCAGCCAAUCUACUACCCUUCUUCGGCUGCUGCCUUCUCUUCGACGAGCUCGACCGCACCCUCACCACAAGGUGCACACGAAGGGCAUACUUGGCAUGUCCUCAAGCGCGUUGCCGUGCCUGACCGCGAGAUGCUAGCCGAAGUACAACAUGAAGUCGAUGUGAUGAGAAAAUUGCGAGGCCAUCGGCAUAUUGUCAAUUUCAUCGAGUCUAGCAGCGCGCCUCUGCCAGGUCCAACGGGCACAAAGUCGAAUGGAUCUGCCUACGAAGUCUACAUCCUUAUGGAGUAUUGUGCAGGUGGAGGUAUUAUUGACAUGAUGAACACCCGCCUCCAAAACCGAUUGACCGAGGGCGAGAUCCUCAAGAUGUUCAGUGAUACUGUUGAAGGAGUAGCACACAUGCAUUAUCAGGAUCCGCCGAUGAUUCACCGCGAUCUCAAAGUCGAGAACAUCUUGCUGCAUUCGCCCAACCUCUACAAGAUUUGCGAUUUCGGUUCCACUACAGUAGCGCUACCUAAGCCUCCUCAGACAAUGGCGGAAAUCCAGGCGAUGGAGGCAGAGCUCAACAAGAGUACGACCAUGCAAUAUCGUGCCCCAGAGAUGUGUGAUGUCUGGUCUCGCAAAGGUAUCACGACCAAAGCAGAUAUAUGGGCGCUGGGCGUCUUGCUCUAUAAGCUCUGCUAUUAUACCACACCUUUCGAAGAACAAGGCAUGCUCAGCAUCAUCAACGUGCAGUAUAAGAUACCGCCCUUUCCCGCGUACUCCAAGAACAUCAAGAACCUGAUUUCAAUGAUGCUACAGGAAAAUCAGCACGCGCGUCCGAAUAUAUACCAGAUUCACGAGCGCGUAUGUGCGCUCCGAGGGACUCCGAUCAAGAUACCCAAUAUUUACGCUUCGACGCCAUCUCCUAGCUUACAGCCGCCGAAUGGCCAUUCUUCGAAUAGCUCACCCAGUCAGCCAGGUUCAGCAUUCGAUAGCAUCAUCUCGCCCGUCGAUCGGCACGCUACGCCCGUUGCUCCUCUGGCAGACAACAUCAUGCCGGGAAGACGCGGUAGACCGAACAGACUACCCGCAGCAACGCUAUCCACCCCGCCAUCGCAGUCUGCCUCUCUGCGCUCGUCGCCUUUGCCUUCUGUCCGUCCGGUGCAUGCUCCGUCGGCCCCUGCAGAAGUAGCCAACGCUCUGGAGCAACAUGCUCUGGGAAGAGCUAGCACUGGCUUUGAUGACAACUUCGGCGCAUCCGCACGCACAGAUUUUACAUCUGCACCUCCGAGCAAGCCAGCGCAACCGCCUCGCCUCCAGAAAAUGACGCCCCGGUUCAUCGACAGAUCGGCGCAAACCUCGCCACAAUUACCAGAUGCGCCACGGUUCAAUGCCGUCAUCCGCGCACCGACUCUCUCUGACCAGCAGGCGGCGAGCACAUCGACAGCGCGUCCCGUCACGCCCGAGUUGCCACCCCGGCCGCAGUCGACGCAAGCCGUACAGAAGCAGAGCGAGCCUGUAGAUGUGCCACUGCGGCCUACGGUAUCAGAUUCGCCGAAAGCAGAGAUGUCUUUGCUUGAUGACCCCAACGAAGACCUCCUGCUACCUGUCGGUCGAUCGAUCGAGCGACCCCGGCAUAGCACCCCUACAGUGUCUGCUUCUGCUCCAUCUGCUUUACCGCAGAGUCUACCGACUCGGCGGGCCAGUCCUGCGAGCUUAGACUCGAGCGAUGACGAUGCAGAGCCGCCAGAGUCACUGGAGCGUAUGCACCCGCCCCAAGCAGAUUCGGUAGCUAAGCGACUUGCCCCGCCCAGUCGGCGGGACACGAUCAGUACCACUUCAGACGACAGCACGGGCAACUUCGACAUCGGGCCCGCUCUGGCCUCUAUACAGAAGUUUGCUCCCAAAGGCAAUGACAACCCACAAGCGCCCGAAGAAGUAACCAGACGAGCGGGACCGCCCAUCCAAGCGCCCAAGCCGCGUGUUGCGAUUGGCAGUCUAGUCUCACGGUACGAGACCCUAUCUGCUGGCAACCCGAAUCCGAACGCGAAAGCAAGCAAACCAGCACCGGCGCCCAAGCCGCCAACGCUGCGAUCGCAGACCAGUGCAAUAGAUGACGGCGAGGAAGUCAGCUUCUCUCAGCGUUUCCCUGCUCUCGAUGCAAAGCCAGAGCAAGCUGCGCGGCCACCGCCAUUCAAGCCAAAACCGCCGAGCAUGUCUCUACCGGUGACGAUGCACAGAGACCUGCCAAGUGCGCCUCCCAGCGCAUCGCGACGGAGUCCUCCUAAGGCAGACGAGGAAACGAGCUUCGAAGGUGUGGCCAAACUCAAAGAGAGAUGGGAUGCGCAAGGCUCAGGCUCGCGCACAAAUGCCCGACACUCGAUGCAAGCACCUCGACGGCAAUCGUGGCGUAAUGUAUAAUCCUGCAAAGCAACUUGUUGUACUGAAUUGCUGCACACUGUCUAGACGCCUUUC